GAGCACUCGAGCACUUGAACAUGCCAGCACGACUUUUUCCUUUUUCCAUCACCUAUUGCUGCUGUUUGUGUUGAAACUGAUUUGUAGGCUCGGCAUUGGUUUUAUUGAGUUGAUUAUUAUUUACUUUAAAGAAGCUAGUUUUCGUUUCUGUGGAAAUAGCAAGCAUUGAAACGCGUUUCUCAAGUUAGAAACAUCUUGAUUGCCUAAUUCUUGCAUCUUCAUCUCCUUUUACUUUGAUAGUGACAUUUACUGUUUGUUGCGGUUUUUUUCUCUGUUUAACAAGUGUAUUCUCGGAAAAGCGUAUUUCAUGCCUCCGAAAUUUUCAAGCUAUUAUGAUCCCCGCGACGAAGACAGUGCGGUAGACAAUGACAAUCCGUUCGCAAAUGCGAAUCAAUACUAUUCCCGGGAUACAGACUUGUCGACAAGAAUCAAGUCGAACCGUGCUCGUACUCUUUCCACCUCGGCAGAUGCAGGCUUAGAAGCUGCUGCAGAAUUGCGCCAACAGUAUGUUCGCCGUCGUGGCAGUUUGGACGAACACAAGCAACCCAGAAAGUUCUUGGUUGACGUUGAAAAAACUCUAAAAUCUCUACUGGAAUCAGAGGACACGGACAAGAACAUGCAGAUUACGAUUGAGGACACUGGACCCAAGGUUGUUUCAUUGGGCAGUGCGAGUUCGGGCGGUUAUCGCUUGUACGAGCUCCGUGGAACAUAUCAACUUUCCAACCUACUUCAGGAGCUUACUUUAGCCAAGGACUAUGGCCGCCGUUACGUUUUGAUCGACGAACGUCGGCUCAAUGAGAACCCUGUGAAUCGUUUGUCUCGGCUCAUCAAGGGCACAUUUUGGGAUGCCUUAACCCGCCGCAUCGAUGCGAGUUCUUUGGAAACCAUUUGCAAAGAUACGAAGGAUCGUUCUGGUGGCAGGGUGAAUCGUAUUUAUGUACCCAAGGCCGAGCAGGAAAUGUACGAGUAUUAUGCAAAAGUUGCAAACGAGAAGCCUGAUCUGAACCUUGUUGUCGAGUACUUGCCUGAAGACAUUACUCCGGAAUGGGUACGAGAUGUUAAUGACAAGCCUGGUCUGUUGGCUUUAGCUAUGCAGCGCUAUACAGAUGAGAAUGGCAAGACCGAACUUCGUGGAGUUCCUUUUGUUGUCCCCGGUGGCCGGUUUAAUGAACUUUAUGGAUGGGACUCUUACUUCGAAUCUCUUGGUUUGCUGAUUGACGGGCGUGUGGAUUUGGCGCGUUCGAUGGUUGAGAACUUUAUUUUCGAAAUUAAAUAUUACGGAAAGAUUCUGAACGCCAAUCGUACGUACUACCUUCUGCGUUCUCAACCGCCCUUCCUUACCGAUAUGGCUCUUCGCGUGUAUGAACGGUUGAAGGAUCCGAAGGAUGCAAAGGAUUUCCUAUACCGUGCUUUCUGUGCCGCGAUUAAGGAAUACCAUACUGUGUGGACAAGUCCUCCUCGUCUUGAUCCAAAAACCGGUCUCUCUCGGUAUAGACCCGGCGGUUUGGGUAUCCCGCCAGAGACAGAGGCUGCUCAUUUUGAGCAUUUAUUGAAACCCUACACCGAAAAGUAUAACAUGACACUUGAAGAGUUUACGCAUGCUUAUAAUUAUCAAGAGGUGUCGGAACCCGCUCUUGAUGAGUACUUUUUGCAUGAUCGCGCUGUCCGUGAAAGUGGCCAUGAUACAACAUAUCGGUUGGAAAAAGUCUGUGCCGAUCUUGCUACUGUUGAUCUUAACUCUUUGCUUCAUAAAUAUGAGACUGAUAUCGCUCGUGUCAUUCGUGAAGAAUUCGACGAUCAUUUCAUUAUGCCCAAUGGCAGUGUGGAAUCAUCUGCCAUCUGGGACCGCAGAGCCCGAGCCCGUCGCCAUGCCAUGGAGCGAUACAACUGGUCAGAAGAAGACGGAAUGUGGUACGACUACAAUACGAAGACUGAGACGAAGAGUUCCUACGAAAGUGCCACGGCCUUUUGGGCCCUCUGGGCUGGAGUUGCCACUCCAAAGCAAGCAGCGAAAUUUGUGGACAAGUCUUUGCCCAAGUUCGAAGUGCUUGGAGGUCUUGUCGCCGGUACAAAAAGCAGUCUUGGUCAAGUUGGAGUAGAUAACCCGAGUCGUCAAUGGGACUAUCCCAACGGUUGGAGUCCUCAACAAAUCCUCGCUUGGUAUGGUUUAAUGCGUUACGGUUAUGAAGAUGAAGCGAAACGCUUGGUGUACCGCUGGCUAUACACAAUCACCAAAGCAUUCGUCGAUUUCAAUGGCAUUGUCGUUGAGAAAUACGAUUUAACUAGGGCGCAUGAUCCCCAUCGUGUCACGGCUGAAUACGGAAACCAGGGCGUGGACAUUAUGGGUGUCGCUAGAGAAGGCUUUGGAUGGGUGAAUGCUAGUUACCAGAUUGGCCUUACCUUCUGUAAUUCUCAUAUGCGCCGUGCGUUGGGAGCAUGUACAGAACCUGAUGUCUUCUUUAGCGGUGUCAAGGAGGAGUCCUUACCAAAGUUUGAAAACCUAUCUCUCGGUCAGAACUAGAUAUGAGGAAAUUGAUGGCUGUUCUGUAGUAUAGCUAUUCUACUUUAUGAUAAAUGACAAAAUUAAACUAUUGAACUAUCUUAUAACACUGUGCUGUUUAAGUUUACAUAAUUAUAAAAGCGUUUUUUUCCCACUACA
Messenger RNA from Schizosaccharomyces japonicus yFS275, 2659 nucleotides. RefSeq names its product alpha,alpha-trehalase Ntp1. The transcript is spliced from 2 exons. NCBI's taxonomy places the organism in Eukaryota, Fungi, Ascomycota, Schizosaccharomycetes, Schizosaccharomycetales, Schizosaccharomycetaceae. Gene Ontology annotation, biological process: ascospore formation; trehalose metabolic process; trehalose catabolic process. Bases 308 to 2521 code for a protein of 737 amino acids. Gene Ontology annotation, cellular component: cytoplasm; alpha,alpha-trehalose-phosphate synthase complex (UDP-forming). Gene Ontology annotation, molecular function: alpha,alpha-trehalase activity; trehalase activity; calcium ion binding. The record is from RefSeq and is a predicted model, not a curated record.